Molecule: messenger RNA, 1746 nt
Organism: Leopardus geoffroyi (Geoffroy's cat)
Lineage: Eukaryota; Metazoa; Chordata; Mammalia; Carnivora; Felidae
Gene: CD3H5orf52
Product: chromosome D3 C5orf52 homolog
Exons: 3
Coding region: 1-570 (189 amino acids)
Source: RefSeq, a predicted model, not a curated record
AUGGCUUAUCAUCUGGUUACCAUUUCUGAGUCGUUCUCCAGUGUGGUAGACGCGGCUGCCCAGCAACCCAGGCCCUCGGUCACAUGGAACCUGGGCUCGCCUUUGGGUUAUUCGACCGCCGCCCAGGCCGCCACCAGUUCCGGCACCACCCCGGCCUGGACCUUCCAGCGCGAUAGGCUCGGCUCUCACCCCAAAUUCAACGUAGGGACCCACCCGCAGAUCUGCUUCCUGCGGCCGCGGACAGCGCAGCUGCCGGUGCUCUUCAGCUUAAUGAAUUCCAGUGAAGCAGCAGUGAAAAAUUUUUUACCGAAGAGCAACUUACCCCGGGUGAUUAUUCGUGACAACCUCAGUGCACGAGUCUAUGAGAUGGAGAUAAGAGCUUCAGACAAGACCAAGAGAAAGAUGAGCCACUUGUAUGACCAUCUGAAGAAAAAGUUCAUGACCAACCAGCUCAGAAAUCUGGGGUGCUGGAGACGGGAAUCCAUGAACAUCCAGCAGUACCUGGAUAGCAUCCAAGUAUGCAAGGUCCAGUUCAACCUCCAUCCUCACAGGAAAAGCCAGCCACCCUAGUCAAGGCAGAAUAAUCUGCCCCUGAACCAUGAUGACACUAGACUACAGGAGGAGGAGGAGACUUAGAAACUAGCCAGCCUACACCAUCACAGAACCAUAAUAAACUAAGAUCAGCGGACAGUGGAGCACCAAAACCCUCAGCCACUGUAAUAUUCCUUCCCCUACCCAUCCCAUCUGUUCUGGUAAAGGUGAUCCUGAAGGUCCUGUAGCUGCCUAACUGGGAGGAGGCUGAAUCAAGCUGGUUUCCAUGGUUAAGGCAAAGAUCAACCUCUGGUACCCAUGUGUCUGAAGUGAAAUGCUAGGCCAGGUGUCCUGGGACAGUAGUACCUUAAAUGGGAAGGAUUCAAUAGUGCCGCUGCCUAGUGGUAAGGGGGUCAAGGUGGGGCAUUGGACAGACCUAGGUUAAGGGCUAUAUCUGCUACCCCUCAGCUGUGUGACUUUGUAACCUCUCUGAGCCUCUGUUUUCCUAUCUGAAAGAGUGGGCUAGUAGUGAGGGAACCAACCUCCAAGAACUGGUGUGAGGAUGUGUGUGGUGUGGUUGGCCUGGGGCCUGCUGAUGGCUCUUCUCAUGAUGGCUCCCAUUGGCUUCCAGCCUUGCCAGUUCUCACUUCCUGGCCUGCCUGCUGUUCCGACUACACUCUUGACAGUCCUCACAUUGUGCCUUUACAUGCACAGGCCCCUUAUCCAGAACACUCCUUCAGCCCCCCAGGGCUGUCAGAAAACUCUUCAUCUUUCAAAGUUUAUCUCAAUGCCAUUUCCUGCAAAGUGUUUCUGACCUCCUCUGCCUCCUGCCUGACCCUUCUCCCACCCUGCCUUUGUCACAUGGGUUUCUUCUCCCCUCUGAACUUGGAUUACCCAGGGUGGCUUCAUUCUGCCUUAGGUGGUAGCUGUUUGGGCAUUUGUCCUAACCCCGAUUAGGUGGUACGGACUUCAAGAGCAGGGACGAAGGAUCCUCCAAGAUUCAGUCCAGGCUUCUUCUGUGACACUUGCCCCACCUGGCCCCAGUGGAAAAGGCCACUCCUUCCUGUGCCCACACCUCUGUCUGCACUGAGUAUAUGGUUGGCCAUUUCUUGUUUGCUCACUGUCUCCCUAACCAGAUUGUGAAUGUCUUAAUGGCAGGAACCCUGACUUACUCAUCUGUAACCACAAUGCCUAGUAAAUGGAGUAGGCACUUGG